Molecule: messenger RNA, 749 nt
Organism: Acanthochromis polyacanthus (spiny chromis)
Lineage: Eukaryota; Metazoa; Chordata; Actinopteri; Pomacentridae
Exons: 4
Coding region: 132-749 (205 amino acids)
Source: RefSeq, a predicted model, not a curated record
CGAAAAUUAAAACAAAGAAGAAUGCCGGCUCAGUGUGCGGCAUACAGUUCCACACUCCAUCGGACGAUCAAGACAAGGAAACUUGGAAUAACUUUCCACAGGGUGGGGAAAAUGUUGCUGUGGCCCAUUACAUGGUGAGCCAGAGAGGAACAGGCCGACAUUCCCACAUCACUGGACGCAGUGUACAUAAUCAAAGAAUUAAAAGAUUAUGGCGAGAUGUGUAUGGAAAUGUCCUUGACUUGUUCCACACACUAUUUCUCAAUUUGGAAGUGGAAGGGUUUCUAAACCCUGAAAAUGAACUGGAGUUAUUCACUCUCCACUGGACCUACGUCCCACAGCUGCAGCAGCAUCUUCAGGCAUUCAAGGAAGCCUGGACUCACCAUAGUUUGAGGACAGAGAGAGGGCAAUCCCCCAUGCAACUGUGGCUUAGUCAGCCACGUGAGGGAAAUGCUGCUGAUCCAGUUGAGGUUGCUGCUGAUUAUGGGAUAGACUGGACAGGACCUCACACCCCAUACCCAGAAGGCGUCACUGUACCUGAUGCACAACUACCCCGGCAGCUUACACAGGCUGAAGUUACAUCAUUGCCUGAUCCGGCCGUCCCUUUUUCUGCUGCACUACGGGCAUACAUGGAUACAGUGUAUAUUCUUAAGGACAUUUUUCAACAAACUAGACAUAUCACAACUCACCUUAACAGAAUCAGAAUGAAACGAACAAGACUCAAAAGAAUGCUGCAAAUUUUUGGUGCAUAA